This is a messenger RNA of Globicephala melas (long-finned pilot whale), 828 nucleotides long. The record is from RefSeq and is a predicted model, not a curated record. NCBI's taxonomy places the organism in Eukaryota, Metazoa, Chordata, Mammalia, Artiodactyla, Delphinidae.
AUGUACUCUGGAAAGGGAGGGAGCUGCUGUCACCAUGUUGUUGGUCGCCACCCGCUCAGGGCCCUUUUGCGCCCGUCCUGUCGGCCACUAGUGCAGGCCACGGUGCCCGCCACCUCGGAGUCGCCAGUGCUGGACGUGAAGCAGUCCUUCCUGUGCUGGGAGUCGCCGAGUGGUCAGGCCACGCAGCAGCUUUUUGUCGCCUCCGUGGGCCUCAAUGUCCCUGCUUCUGUUCGAUAUUCCCAUACGAACGUCCAAGUGCCUGACUUCUCUGACUAUCGUCGUGCUCAAGUGUUAGAUAGUACAAAGUCUUCAAAAGAGAGCAGUGAGGCUACAAAAGGUUUCUCCUAUUUGGUAACUGCAACAACUACCGUGGGUGUCGCGUAUGCUGCCAAGAAUGUCGUUUCUCAGUUCGUUUCCAGCAUGAGUGCUUCUGCUGAUGUGUUGGCCAUGUCCAAAACCGGAAUCAAGUUACCCGAUAUUCCAGAGGGCAAGAACAUGGCUUUCAAAUGGAGAGGCCAACGCCUGUUUGUGCGCCACAGAACCAAGAAGGAAACUGACCAGAAAGCUGCAGUUGAAGGACUUCAGUUGAGGGACUCACAGCAUGAUUUAGAACGAGUAAAGAAACCUGAAUGGUUUGUCUUGAUAGGUGUUUGCACUCAUCUUGGUUGUGUACCCAUUGCAAAUGCAGGAGAUUUUGGUGGUUAUUAUUGCCCUUGCCGUGGGUCACACUAUGAUGCAUCUGGCAGGAUCAGGAAGGGGUCUGCACCUCUCAACCUUGAAGUUCCCUCAUAUGAGUUCACCAGUGAUGAUAUAGUGAUUGUUGAUUAG